Molecule: messenger RNA, 1165 nt
Organism: Impatiens glandulifera
Lineage: Eukaryota; Viridiplantae; Streptophyta; Magnoliopsida; Ericales; Balsaminaceae
Product: 60S acidic ribosomal protein P0-like
Exons: 5
Coding region: 68-1030 (320 amino acids)
Biological process (GO): ribosomal large subunit assembly; ribosome biogenesis; cytoplasmic translation
Cellular component (GO): cytosolic large ribosomal subunit
Molecular function (GO): large ribosomal subunit rRNA binding; structural constituent of ribosome
Source: RefSeq, a predicted model, not a curated record
ACUAGGGUUUCAUUUGAUCGGCACGCCUCUUUCUCUCUUUCUCUCAUUUUCUCUUGAUCUAGCAAAAAUGGUGACCAAAUCUUCCAAGGCAGAGCGAAAGAGUGUAUACGAUCAGAAGCUCUGCAAGCUUCUUGAAGCUUAUACCCGCGUUUUGGUUGUAUCCGCUGAUAAUGUUGGAUCUAAUCAACUCCAAGGCAUCCGUAAGGGUCUUCGAGGCGAUUCUGUUAUUCUGAUGGGGAAGAACACCAUGAUGAAGCGUACCAUCAGGGCCCAUUCUGAGAAAACCGGCAACACCACUUAUCUCAGUCUCGUCCCUCUUUUAGUCGGUAAUGUGGGUUUGAUCUUUACUAAGGGAGAUAUGAAGGAGGUUAGCGAUGAAGUUGAGAAGUACAAGGUUGGAGCUCCAGCUCGUGUUGGUCUUAUUGCGCCGGUUGAUGUGGUUGUGCCCCCUGGAAACACUGGACUAGACCCAUCCCAGACAUCUUUCUUUCAGGUGCUAAACAUCCCAACAAAGAUCAACAAGGGGACAGUGGAGAUUGUAACUCCUGUGGAGCUUAUUAUGAAGGGAGAUAAGGUUGGAUCGUCUGAGUCUGCUCUUCUAGCGAAGCUUGGGAUAAGACCAUUCUCUUACGGGCUGAUAGUCCAAUCUGUGUACGAGAAUGGGUCGGUGUUCAGUCCUGAGGUCCUGAACCUGACAGAGGAUGACAUUGCACAGAAGUUCAUUGCAGGGCUGUCAAAUGUUGUAGCUUUGGCCAUGGCCACUACUUAUCCUACCCUUGCUGCUGCACCACACAUGUUUACCAAUGCCUACAAGAACUUGCUUGCUGUUGCAGUCUCCACUGAAUACACUUUCCCACAGGCAGAGAAAGUAAAGGAAUACAUCAAAGAUCCAAGUAAGUUUGCGGCUGCAGUGGCUCCGGCUGCAGGUUCUGGGGGUUCGGCAGCUGCUUCUAAGGUGGAGGAGAAGAAGGAAGAGGCACCGGCUGAAGAGUCUGAAGAGGAAGGAGGUUUGUUUGGCUUGUUUGAUUGAUUGAGUUAAUAGUAGAGUAGUAAGUAUGAAUAACAACUGUUUUUAAAAGUCUAUUGUUAUGGUUUUCGAAUCAUUUACAACAGCAGCGGAUUGAAACGCCCCUAAUUUAGUUCCUCUAUGAUAUGUUUUAUUUUG